UCAGACCAGCCAGAGACCCAGCGGCUCCGCCCGAACGCUGGUCCAUGGGGAGAAGCAGAAGCCCAGGUGGGUGAGGAACGAGCUUCUGCGCCCAGGAAGCCCGCAGGGGCCAUGGGAGGACAGGUGAGGCUACCGCCUGGAGAGCCCUGUCGAGAAGGCUAUGUGCUGCCUCUGAUCUGUCCAAAUGCCUCCCAGGCUUGGUGUGAGAUCACACGUGUGUCACAGCUGCUGGCGUCUCCCGUCCUCUACAAAGGCAUGAAUUCCAGCAUAACCAACUUGAGCACUUCUGCAAGUGCAGAAAACAAAUACAGUCUUUAUGUGGGCCUGGCACUGGCAGUAAGUUCCAGUAUUUUUAUUGGCUCCAGUUUCAUCUUGAAAAAAAAGGGCCUCUUGCAACUGGCCAACAAGGGCAUUACUAGAGCUGGACAAGGUGGACAUUCUUACCUCAAGGAAUGGCUCUGGUGGGCAGGAUUACUCUCAAUGGGAGCAGGAGAGGCUGCGAAUUUUGCAGCUUAUGCUUUUGCACCUGCCACCUUGGUCACCCCACUGGGCGCUCUGAGUGUUCUCAUAAGUGCAAUACUGUCUUCCUAUUUUUUAAAUGAGCACUUGAACAUUCAUGGGAAAAUAGGCUGCAUAUUAAGUAUAUUGGGGUCAACUGUGAUGGUUAUCCAUGCCCCACAGGAAGAGGAAGUCACUUCUCUGCAUGAAAUGGAAAUGAAAUUGAGAGACCCAGGAUUUAUCUCCUUUGCUGUGAUCGUAACUGUGAUCUCCUUGGUGCUGAUUUUGAUUGUGGCUCCCAAGAAAGGACAGACCAAUAUAUUGGUCUAUAUUUCAAUCUGUUCAUUGAUUGGAGCAUUUUCAGUGUCUUCUGUCAAGGGCCUGGGGAUUGCCAUUAAGGAACUCUUGGCAUGGAAGCCAGUUUACAAGCAUCCCCUGGUCUUUGUUUUGCUGGCUGUACUUGUGCUUUCAGUGACGACACAGAUUAACUAUCUCAACAAGGCACUAGACACCUUCAAUACAUCUCUUGUGACUCCCAUUUAUUAUGUGUUCUUCACGUCCAUGGUAGUGACUUGCUCUGCCAUCUUAUUCCAAGAAUGGUAUGGCAUGAAAGCUGGAGAUAUCAUUGGGACCCUGAGUGGGUUCUUCACCAUUAUCAAUGGCAUCUUCCUUCUACAUGCUUUUAAAAACACUGACAUUACCUGGAGUGACCUGACAUCCACUACCCAGAAGGAAGUCUUCUCUCUGAAUGGCAACGAAGACAAAUAUGUCUUACUAGAGAAUGUGGAAUGUUCAACCCCAGGAUUCGAGGAUGACAUUAUCUUGUUUAACAGGACUGAGGAUCAAAGAUCCUAGAAAGCCUGAACUUUAGCCACUGUGAGCCACUCGGAGAGGAGAAGGAAAACCUGAUUCUUGGAAGAACUAUUAGCAAAGCUGGCAUUUUUAAAGUUCUAAGUAAUAAUUUAGAUAUGAGGCCAAACAUAAAUGCCUUCAUUUUUGGACAUCAAAUUUGAAAAUCAAAGAAGACUUCUGCUGUUUUUCAUUUCUGCAAACUUGAAAUACUUCCUAAGCAUAAAACAAGUCAAAGCGUUAGAUGACUCUCACAAUAAUCUCUUUCUUCUGGGCACAGUAUGUUUGGCUCUGCCAGGGGGCUCUUCAUUUCUUUGGCUGCUAUUCUUAAUUUCUCAGUAAUUAGUAGAUAAACUCAACUGUGUGCUGAUAGGCAGACUAUCAAUCAUCAUUCUCCAAUGAGUCGUAGUUUCAAAUGAUUAAAACUGAGAAGUGAGAUCAUUGAAGCUUCCUCCUCCUUCUACAACUUCUUUCUAAACAAGAUAGCUAAAGGGUAGAGCAUUAAAGAAAAAAACAGGCAUGUUGGAAAUGCUCCUUGGUGGGCUAGAAUGUGCAAGACACAUGUACCCAUGAAGGGCUUAUGAACUGCAAUUUAUUGACAUAUUAUAGAAGUUUAUUAUCAAUUAAAAAGGAGAGAAUGGAGGAGGGAGAGAAACAUUUCAAAUCUUAGGUAAAUGAAACAGAAUUUUCCUUUUCACAAAAACAAAAAUGAAUGUAAACAAUUGUAUUCACAGGUUCUUUUAACUCAGACCUGAACAAUAUAGGACAAAAUUGAGUUCUGGAGAAGUCCAAGUGAUGUCACCUUUGAAGUUCCUUAUAUUAAUUUUGUUCUUUACUUUUCCUGUUAUCCCAAGGGUCAUUUUUUCUUAUUGAUGUAAAGACUUUCAUAAAGUAAUUGCUACAUUAUUUUAGGAUUAUACUGUACACUUCAGUUUUUCUCAAAGGUUUAAUCCCCAAAGGGUGGGUUUUUCCACGGACUGGAAACAAGAAAAAUCUUUAUGAAAGACUUAAAUAAGUUAUAAUUGUCGUCUUGAAAUUUGGUACUUUCACCUUUAUUAAGGAAAUUAUAAUUAGUUACUAACCUUUUUAAAAAUAUACAUAUCCUCCCACAAUAAGUGGUAAAUUGUAUUUUUCUGUUGAAUUUCAUCCUGACCAUGUUUUCCAUACAUUUUGUUGAUAAGUGUUUUGGGAGGCUAGGAAGGGGAGUUAAGAUCUUGGAAAACAAAAUAUUAAGACCGCAGGGACUAUUACACAAAAAUACAUUUUCAUAUUAAAGCCUCCGUAAAAUUUCCCUGUCUCCAAGUACGUAGCAGCAAUAACAUCUGUGGUGGUCUUUAACAUUUACAGACAGAUACUCAUCACUCAUUGACUUAAUGGAGAAGAAAUCAAUUCCUAUUUCUAGACUAAGCUUAUUUCUCUCAAAACAAAAAUCCCAACCCAAAAAUUGUGACAUUAAAAAACAGAAAAACAAAAACCCUUCAGGCUGACUGGAUUUCUCUCUACUAACAUCAGAUGUUAUUUAGUUUUGUCUGUGUGUUUGUAAUUUAGCGUGUCGAUCCUGGGUAAUAAUGUAAAUUCUGUUCUUUGGAAUUCUAUUCGGUGACUUUAGCAUUUCCCUCCAGUUCUGCUGAAUCGUGACUGAUGACCACAGUGACAACCUGAGCUGAUCGCAGUCCUCAGUGCUGGUACGGUCUCUGUGGCACCGUUUAGUGUUGAGUGCAGUUCAGUGCAUUCCAAACGUUUGAAAAUUGAGAAUCCAUGGAAGAUUCAUGGGUUGAUAACUCAGGUCAGACACAUGUUUACUCUGUUGAUUGCUGUUUCACCUUGAUUGCAUAGCAGCUAUGUAAGCUAUGAACACAAGUCUGUAGAAGUAUUUUCUGAAAAGGUAGUAUUUGAAAGUUGGAGAAAUUCUUUUUUUUAUUGCAACAGUUGACUUCUCAGGACACCUUCUUGGUGAGGAAAUUAAUGGCAUCCAACCUGCGGCUGGGAUGGUUCUCCACAGUACUGAAUUUUCAUGUCAAAUGUUGCUUUGCCCUCAAUGUAUUGUGCCCAGGUUGAAGGUUCUUGGAACAGAAGAACUCACGUGUACCCUGGGUUGGGAAAUGAACUGGUGUUGACAUGUAUGCCCAGGGGAAAGUCUGAGAAAGGUUUAAUGAGUUGAAAUAUGUUGAGAAACAAUGAAACACUUGAAAAGCUCUAAAAAUCCCUGAUGGGCAAAUACGUUGAAAAGCCAAAAAUGUUACAAAGCCAAAAUCCAGAGUAAUUUUUCCCAAAUAGGAAGAUGUUGUCCAAGGAAGAAUAAAAUGCUGGAUCUCUGUAUUCAAACUGUGUUAGUCUUAACUGGUAGCCUCAGAUGUUUAUAUAUUUUAAUAUAUAUACUUCGUCACAUAGGUAUCUUAAGAUUUAUUAUGUGAAUAUCUGUACAUGUGUCAUUAAGGAUUACAAAGCUGUCCUUCCACAGCCAAAUUGAAAGCUUUUCCUAAUUCUGUAAAUACAAUAGUUUCAUUUUAUUUUUCAAUUUAUUCUUAGGUCAAUGAUUAGUGAUUUUAUUUUUAGUUCAGAUUGCAGAAUGUUCAUAAAACCCUUUAGAUUUGGCAGUAUGGAAUUAACAUUUUUGUUUUAAGAGUGCUCAAUCAAGUACAUUUACAUGGAAAGCACCCGUAUCAUGCCUGAUACUGAGGCACUUAAUAAAAGUUAGCUUUCUUUGAAUCACUGUUUUAAUUCUCAUAGUCUUAUUACUAGAUAGGUUAGGCCCAUUAGUUGCCAGUUUUCAUACAUCCUUUUCUCAAUUCGUGUCACCUUAGCUCAUUUUUAAUAACCCAAAUGAAAAUGAAUUCCAUUAGUAUACUAUCUCAACAACAACCCAAAAUGAUUCCGACAAAAAUAAUCUAUUUUUCUAAGUAAAACUGAACUAGAUGCAAUCAUCACAUCCCAACAAAACUUUGUGGAGAAGUAAUUUAUGUGGAUAUAUAUGAAAUGUUUUCAAAUAUUUUGAAAUAACUAUGACAGUGAAACUUUCCAUUUUUCAAUCUAUAAAUACUGUUCAUUUUAGAAAGUUUACAAAUUUUAAAUUAAUGUUUCUGUAUGUUUUUCCUUUGCAAUAAAAUAAUGUGGUUUAAUUAUG
This is a messenger RNA of Vicugna pacos (alpaca), 4471 nucleotides long. RefSeq names its product NIPA like domain containing 1 (gene NIPAL1). Gene Ontology annotation, cellular component: membrane. Gene Ontology annotation, biological process: magnesium ion transport. Gene Ontology annotation, molecular function: magnesium ion transmembrane transporter activity. NCBI's taxonomy places the organism in Eukaryota, Metazoa, Chordata, Mammalia, Artiodactyla, Camelidae. The record is from RefSeq and is a predicted model, not a curated record.